AUGGCGUUCAACUCAGCCUUUCUGCUCGUGGCAGUCGCUACCUCGUUCUGUUUCCUGAACCUGCCAUUGUCUCGUUGUACCGAGUUCGAUGUUGGAGAGCUCCGCGGUUGGGCCGUUCCGCCUUCCAACGACACCGAUUUGUACGACAAUUGGGCUUCCGAGAAGAGGUUUAAGGUUGACGACACCAUAAGAUUCAAAUACAAGAAAGACUCAGUGAUGGAGGUGAAGAAAGGAGAUUACAAAGAGUGCAACUCGAGCCGGCCCAACUUCUUUUCCAACACGGGCAACACCAUCUACACUCUUAACCGGACCGGUUUUUUCUACUUCAUUAGCGGCUCGACCGGCCACUGCGAGAUGGGGCAGCGUAUGAUCGUCUGGGUUGUGGCGCAGGAUGCUUCCGGUGCAACCUCUCCUGCUCCCAUUUCAAGCGCUAUCAACGCCUUGUUUUUCAUCUCCUUUCUCAUUAGCCUAGUAUUUUUCUUUUAG
This is a messenger RNA of Salvia splendens (bonfire salvia), 486 nucleotides long. RefSeq names its product stellacyanin. Lineage: Eukaryota; Viridiplantae; Streptophyta; Magnoliopsida; Lamiales; Lamiaceae. The record is from RefSeq and is a predicted model, not a curated record. Bases 1 to 486 code for a protein of 161 amino acids. The transcript has 2 exons. Gene Ontology annotation, cellular component: plasma membrane. Gene Ontology annotation, molecular function: electron transfer activity.